AAUCACCGGCAAAUAAACCCUAAUUUCCUUCCCUUCACCGCACUGGAUAAAUAUUAGAGUUUUGAAGCUCCGGUUGCAGCUGUACUUCCAAAUUGAAGAGAGAAAAAAGAAAGAAAGAGAGCUUGCUCAACUCAAAUACCUUCGUUUAUGGCUAUGAGCUCCAGGUUGGAGUGAAGGAAAAAGUUUCCACAAGGAAUGAGGUCUUUGCUUUAUUUGAUGUAGUUCUCUUUUGGGGCUUUGCUGGGUCUAGUCAUGGACCACCACAAAGAGAGAAUUAAGAGUGGGUGCCAGAAGAUUUUGGAAGGAAUAAAUUCAAUGUCCUUGGUAAAUUUAGAUGACCAACAAGUCCAUUCCUUAGUGAUGAUGAGAGAAAUAGCACGUGGGGUUGUUGAUGAUCGAGAUAGGAAGGUGACUAAGAAUGAUGUGAUUACUGCCUUGCGCUAUAGCAUCGAGAAAAUGGUGUGUGCAUCCAGGGAUAUCGUGCAAAUAUUAAGUAGGAUGUCUUAUGAAGGCUUGGAUGACCAGAGGAUGCAUCUAGUAUUGAGGAUGAAAGAAAUUGCACAUGGGAUUAUGGAUAAACAACCUACUGUUGCACCUGACUUACUUGCAGAACAAGGGGUUGGCUUUGUGGAUGAAGGGAUGAGAAUUAGUCCCAUGGCCAUGGUUGAGUCAACCAAGAUUAGCAAUGGGGAUGCCGUAAUUGAUGGGGCUCAAAGCAUGACACAUGAAGAUGAUAUAUUGGACGUGGAACAUGUUUUAAGAUUUGAAAAUGGGAUAAAUGAAGUACAGGAAUCUCUGUUGCCAUCAUGCUUUGAGCAAUUUCUUCUGUGGCCUGCUGAUGAUUGCAUCACCUUAGAGUGGGUUCAGGACAUGAUUUUCAUCCUUGAGCAGGCUACACAGAAGAAGAUGUUGCCAUCUGAAUUCUGUCAUGUCGUGCCAACCAUUUUGGUGGACAAAUUGACAGAUGCUGCUUGCAGUAUUUUGUGUAAAGAACCAAAUUGUGUGGAGAUUAAUUGUCAAGAAGAAGAUUCAAGAGUCAUUGUAGUAGGCGAUAUACAUGGGCAGUUUCAUGAUUUAAUGUUUCUUUUUAAGCAUGCAGGAAUGCCCUCUGAGAACCAGUUUUAUGUUUUCAAUGGAAAUUAUGUAGAUAAAGGAGCUUGGGGCAUUGAAGUCUGUUUGGUCUUGCUGGCUUGGAAGAUCCUGAUGCCUGACAGAGUAUAUCUGCUCCGUGGAAAUCAUGAAUCAAGAUAUUGCACUGCAAGAUAUGGUUUUAAAAAGGAGGUGUGGACCAAAUAUGGCGAUCAAGGUGAAGCUGUCUACAAUAAAUUCCUAGAGUGUUUCAAGGAGCUUCCGUUAGCUUCAGUUAUUGCCAAUUGUGUUUAUACUACUCACGGAGGGCUUUUCCGUAGCAUACAUGCUGCCCCUUCACGAAAGCCAAAACGGAAGAAGACACAAAGAGUGGAUCUUGGUUCUUUAGCUGAGUUAUCUGAAGUUAAAAGAGCUUGUAUAGAUUGCCCUUAUGAAGGUCCUAACAUAUUAUUGAGUGACAUUCUCUGGUCAAAACCAUCUCAUAGGGAUGGUCUGAGGGAUAAUGCAGGUCGAAAGUUAGGUUUAUGGUGGGGUCCUGAUUGCACCGAGGCUUUCUUAAAGCAGCACAAUUUAAAGCUGAUCAUCAGAUCACAUGAAGGACCUGAUGCAAGGGCUGGCAGGGAUGAUUUUGGGGAUAUGUUGAAUGGAUACAGCAUAGAUCAUGAUGGAGAAUCAGGAAAGCUAUAUACACUUUUUAGUGCUCCAGACUACCCACAGUUUGGUAAAAGGAGAUAUAACAAUGAGGGAGCAUAUGCACUAUUGAAGUGGCCAAAUUUCGAAAGUCCUUCCUUUCACUCAUUCAAAUCAGCAGAAAGACCAAUGGUGGAUCCGUAUGUUGAUUUUGAUGCUAAUGACAUGGACUUGAGUAAACUUGACUCGUCUCAAAUCGCCUCAACCUCUUUCUUUUCAGAUCCUCAAAGAUUUUAUCCAGCUGGAAUGAGACCAGGGUUUAACUUUGAGGCAUUAGGCAUAUAUAAUGCCCCUUGUUGGAGUGUUCAGAUUCCUGAUGGUUCAGGCGGCACUCAAGUUGUGCAGGUUCCAAGGGCUCCUUUGGUGGAAGGAUUGCCUCUGCCUCCCAAUAUACAGGAGCCACACAAGGCUGCUUAUGAGUAUUUGUUCGAGCUCGUUGCUGCCCUCAAACAUAUGGUUAUAACAAGGGAGACUGAGAACAGGGCCCGUGUGUCAGCUUUGCGUAGUAGAGCAAGGAAACGAAAGGGUAGGGGUAACAGUUGAUUAUGGCACUGACACUGGAGACAUCAGCAUGUGACAAAAGGUGCUCGAUAUCCUUUGAUUAAAUUACCUCCGUAACAUGUUUACCUGUCCUUUAUGUAAGUAUUGGUUUGACUAAGUAAUUCUUGUUUCACUGUAAGAAUUUUUUAGCUUUAUUCCGAUAGAAUGGACCAAGUUUUUUUCUGUCAAAAUGUUUUUGCAUGAAUAUCAAGAAGACUGGGACUUAAGAAUAUCGAUGCAAUAAGAAUAUACA
Messenger RNA from Gastrolobium bilobum, 2572 nucleotides. RefSeq names its product serine/threonine-protein phosphatase 7-like. Bases 253 to 2322 code for a protein of 689 amino acids. The transcript has 12 exons. Lineage: Eukaryota; Viridiplantae; Streptophyta; Magnoliopsida; Fabales; Fabaceae. Gene Ontology annotation, molecular function: protein serine/threonine phosphatase activity. The record is from RefSeq and is a predicted model, not a curated record. Gene Ontology annotation, cellular component: cytosol; nucleus.